This is a messenger RNA of Aplysia californica (California sea hare), 3223 nucleotides long. RefSeq names its product telomere length and silencing protein 1 homolog. The transcript has 9 exons. Gene Ontology annotation, biological process: mRNA splicing, via spliceosome. The record is from RefSeq and is a predicted model, not a curated record. The coding region runs from base 68 to 958 and encodes 296 amino acids. Lineage: Eukaryota; Metazoa; Mollusca; Gastropoda; Aplysiida; Aplysiidae. Gene Ontology annotation, cellular component: spliceosomal complex.
ACAUCUUCCAGCGUCCUGACUGGUUUGGUUUCGUUUCUUCUUCAACUUCCACUCCACACCAUUUACCAUGGCUGACUCUGGAAUCAAGCGUAAACGAAAUGUUAGACAACGUCAGGCGUCAUCUAGCAGUAGCGACGGUGAAUCCGAUGAAAAUGAAAACACAAGGGAAAAACUAGAAGCAAUGCGUGCAAUACAGAAGAUGCGGUCACGACAACAUGGAGUGAGUGCAGCCAGUCUUGCACUGGGGAAGAAAAUUGCAAAAACAGAAGAGAUAUCUGAUGCUGACCCGUUCAAAAUGAAAACUGGAGGCAUUGUUGACAUGAAAGCUUUGAAAAAGAAACCUCUGACAGGAGAGGCCGCUGAAGCCAUCGGAACCGCAUUUGCUGCAGAGACCAACAGACGAGAUGAGGAUGCUGAAAUGCUCAAGUAUGUGGAGGAGGAGCUGGCGAGGAGGAAAGGUCACCAUAAGGAGGAGGAGGAAACCAAGGACAGCCAAAAAUCUCAGACAGAUUCUCUGUAUGACCUGCCGGAACAUCUCAAGAAGUAUUCCUCAGAGAAAAGAUCAGAAGACAUGUUGUCCAAUCAGAUGCUUUCGGGAAUUCCUGAGAUAGAUCUGGGUAUCGAUGCAAAGAUCAAGAACAUUGAGGCCACAGAGGACGCAAAACAGAAGCUUCUGGAGGAGCGGAAACGUCUGCGUGAGAACAUGCCAUCUGCCUUUGUCCCUAACAAUGUCGCUGUGAACUUUGUACAGCACAACAGAUUCAACAUCGAUGACAACAAGCCCAAGUUUGUGAAGAAAGUUGAGGAAGCCAAACCAGAGCCUGUGCGGGUCGGUGAUGUGGACAAGGCAGUAACUCCAGCUGAAACGAGCACGACGACAAAGAAGAAGUCUAGUGAAGAGAAAGCAACUGACGAUUUCCACUUUGAGAAAUUCAAGAAACAAAUGCGUCGGUUUUGAUUUUUUUUUUAAAACGAGCGUCCUGUGUUCCUGCGUUGUGCCUGUGAAAGGAGCAAGGAGCAUCCUCUGUUGACCAUGUGAGAUGUUGUCUCCCCUCCAGCACGUUCCACAUCUAUAUACCGGUAUUGUGGCAUGACAUGGUUGGUCGUUACAUAUGAUUCUGAUACUACGGGUAAAUAUUACGUGUGUACAUUCCUGGCCCACAUGUGAAGCUGCAAUGUUGAGUGUCACUGGCCAGAUGUUCUCAUGACAGCAAGAUGUCUAGAGACGGACAGAAGCAGAAAGGGAAGGGUGGUAGUGGGAAAUUGCACAAUGAGUGCACCAUUAGCUCAGUUAGUAUCUUGCUGGACUGCAAUGUGUUUGACCCUGUUUGGGUCCACAUUGAGUGCCUUUAUGGGCUGGGGUUGUUAAGGGUAUUUGUGUGGCUGUCCAGGAAAACCCUUCACAUGGGUCACAAAUGAUUCUUCUGUCAAUUCUUUGUCUCUAUCACUUUUGAGUUAUUUACAUAUUUGGAUUCUGCAUUCAAUUCUGAACAUUUUGCUUUUUAUUUGACUAGAUUAUCUUCAAUAGAUCAAAAGUUAUGGCCUUUUAUGUAUGGUACCCUCCGAAAAGUCACUUUUGAGAAAACAGCACUUAAAAGUUGAGGCCUCCCCAUGUGUUAAUGAUGUCAGUAAAACACAAAAAUUGCAUGCAAACCAUUCCAAAGCAUUUAAUUACAACAUAGUGGUUAGUUGAAGAGUUAAAACCAGAAUUUAUGAGGUUGAAUCACUUACAGUGGUGCAUUCUGCCUGGCGUCAUUGCCGUGCCUUGCUGAGUUGGCCUCAGCCACGUCCACGUCCUCUGCCACGUACAUUCUGGUCUACUCCAUUUGCUUGGCCUGGUUUGGUCUUCUUGGGAACAGGUGUAUCCUCAUCCUCAUCACUGGGCUCCUCUGGUGGAAGUGGAAGUGUGGGGAAAGGGGUGACGAUGUCAUGCUUGUCUGCUGCAACAAAGGGGUGUAUUUCUUUGUGAAGGUAGGCCUGCCUCUGAGCACUGAGACCUGUCUUUGGAAUGAUCUCUGGCAUGGUGUUCUGUUCAGGCAUUUUCUUAACCAUGUCAUAACUCUGUUCUUCGACGUCGAUAUUGGUUUUCACCUUCUCAGAUCCUGUCCUGUCCAUGCGAAAGUGGUGGAAUGACUUGAUCCCCUUGAUUUAAAAAAAAACCUGUCAGAUAAGUAGUCCAGUCGUACGUUGGGACCUCUGUCGGUCCAUUUUCAGUUCCAAUCAGCUUCCCAACAUUCAUCUGGGAUGACGAGUUGACUGUUGACUACGUCAAGAAUAUCCUGCAGACAGUCAACUUUUGUUCAUCUGAAUUUCCGCUUGAUGAGGCCAAAACCUCCGUAUGGGCUGAAUUUGGUAUGUCCAGUAAUCAAGAAGCUAAGACGAAUGACAUGAUUCCGACCUGUUAGGCACCUCCACAGAAUAUACCACAUCAUCUGAUUGUUUUUGUUUUGCCCUGCACAGUUGUCUGCGUGAAGAAGCAGAUUCGUUUCCGCAAGGCUGUGAUUUUCAAGGUAGUCGUGAAGAAACGAAAUAACGACGUUGGCUCCUUUGCCAGUGCUGUGGGCUUCGUCGACAAGAUAAUUGAUCUGAAUGCCACAAGCUUCGCUGUUGAUCCCAAAUAAACCACACUUUCAAGGUGUCUUGAAAUAGAUAGGGCCUGGUUGGUGGGGAUCCUGUGGGUAGUGCAUCUGCUGUGCGAAGUCGAAAGACACAUGGUGCGUACCCUCAAAUGAACAAGCAGGGUGAUUUCCCCGGGGUAGGUCAGCUGGCAAAUUCCGCUUCACUUCCUCGCAGACCUGCUUGUAGUAGGCCCUUUCCUUUUUAACCCUGGAAGCGCGCACCGUGUUCCCAGAAGUGAACCACCAGAAAUGCCCGGUUGCCACGGCCGGUUGUUUACAAAUAUGGGGGUGUGGCGGAGCCAUCAGCUGAGAUUUUACCUGCUCCUGAAAAUUGACCAUUUACGGCUAAACCAAUGAUAAAAGACUUAUUAAACCAUAUAUUUUCUGAAAGCUGAUAUAAUGAGCCAUUCCAAAAAUAAUACUUAUAAAGAUGGAAAAGAUUUUUAUAUGUUUUUUUUUAUUGCUAGAAAUUAGAAUUUUCAAGUUUUACAGUUAUUUAGACUAAAAGAUUUACUUAUGUGACUUACCUUGGCAAAUAAAUCCAUUUUUUUUUACAAUCAGAAACACACCACAGUAAUAGUAAUCCACUUUAAAUAGCACAAACC